GGAAACAACUGAACAGUCAAAGGCUGAAUGGGGAAGAAGGUCAUGCAUAUAGCCCAUUGGUUCAUUCAUGGCAGCUUAAGAUAUGAAUUGCAUUACCCAGAAUCCAACUCCACUGGGUAAUGAUUAAUGGAAAUGAAAGUGAAUCUUUUUUUGUUAUCUUCCCACAAAGUGGUAAGAAUUUUUGGCCCUGAAGGUCAAUAGUGAAGAAUACAUGUGAAGGACAAACACACUCGUCAAGAUAGAUUUGGAGUCGUCAGUGGCAGCAUGGACAGACGGAUGUUCUUUUGGAUAGUUUUGGAGCUUGUUGCUUCAACAUGCAGCUCUGCUUCUGUUUCAGAACGUUUUGUGGUUUCUGUUGGAGAUUCCAAGUCUGUGCGCCGUGGGGACACAGUCCUCAUGCCCUGCUGGCUCACCCCACCCCAAGACGCUGAGGAUCUGGAGGUCCGCCGGUAUCGUGAGGAGAAUGUUGACACUCCAGUCAUGAUUUAUAUUCCAGGAAGAGCUGAUAGGUUCUUCAUGGAUGGUUCAUUUGUCGGCCGAGUUUCAUUUGACGUAAAGGACUCAACGUCUGGAGGCAUGAAAACAGGCGACAUGACCUUAAAGCUGAUAAAUGUUACUAUUAAAGAUGAAGGGAAAUAUACUUGCUAUGUCAGCAGUCUGCAGGAACACGACAGUGGAAGUAUGAAUCUCUAUGUUACAGAAACAGGAAGCCUCCCUGUUCUGUCUGCAGUGUGGAGAGAAGACAACACGGUGAAUGUGAGCUGUGAAUCUGAAGGCUGGUUCCCUCAGCCUGAACUGCGCUGGUCAGAAGAUCCAGACAAAGACAGAGCGACGUUUGUCAGGGACUCCUCUGGUUUUAUCAGAGUCCACAGCUGGAUUCUGGUUUCAGCUUCAUCUGAGGUUUCAUGUUCAGUUGGUCUGCCCAACACAAAGGGCCUCGCAGUCAGACUCCACCUGGAAAAGAACAUACCACCUCCACCAGAGGACUUUGGAUUCAUAGGUGGAUGGAUUGCAUUCACAAUACUUCUAAUCAUUAUGAUCGUGAUGGUCAUUGGAUUCAUGUUUUACAGGAAGAAAGAGGAGAAAUCAGCUGAAUGUAUUGAAGCCAAGGAAUCAUCUGACUUUAUAGAAGAAAAAGAGCCACUUUUGCCUAAAGAGACGUCGCCGCCGACAGAUCUGUCAUCUGCUUCUCAGAAUUAUGUUAAUAUUAAACUGGAGAACACAAAUGAAUUUCUCAUGAUAAGAGAGUCGAUACUAAGAGACAAAUGGGGAAUAACUUUUCCAGAUGGAGAAAGAGUCACUUGUAUCACAGCUAUCAAAGGGACUCCAGGUUUCUCUCAUGGAAAACAUUACUGGGAAGUUUCUUUGAAGAAUCCAAAUAUUGAUGUCAAACUGUCCUGGUGGAUCGGAGUCACAAGUUCUCCUGAAAUCCCUCAAAAAGUUGAUUUCUCUCCAAACACUUUAAAUGGUUUCUGGUUCCUGUCUUCUUCCCCUGAAGAUGAAGGUCAUCUUCAGUUCAGCACUGUACCACAGGUGUGUGUACCUGUUCACUCCAGACCACAAACAGUGGGUGUGUAUCUGGAUUAUGAAAAGGGAGAGCUCUCUUUUUAUGAUGUGGACCGUAAGAGUUUCAUCGGAUCAUUGACGGCUGAAUUUAAAGGAAAAGUCUUUCCAUUGUUUAAUCCUGGAAAAGGUGACGAGUCAACUAUGAGGAUUUUACAAAGAACAGAGCAGAGUCAGAAUGUAGAUCCAGAUCCCAACAGGGAGACUAGUGCGCCAAAAGGAGAUGAAAGAUCUACAGCUGAAGAAGAUCAUGCUAAACCAUCUGCAGAUCCUUUAGGACAUUUUCAAAGUGUAGAUACUUCAGCUGCAGCUCCUCCUGAAGGACUUCAAGCUCCUGCUAUCCCUGCUGAUGGAUCCACAGCUGUAGCAGUAGAUCAUUCAGAUCAUCUUCUAGGUAUAAAAACUCCAACUGGAGCUCCACCCAAAAAACAAAAAGCUCCUCCAGUGUCUGCUGAUGGAUCUACGGCUGCAGCAGCAAAUCAUUCAUAUCAUCUUCUAUGUAUAAAGGCUCCAACUCUAGCUCCACUCGGAGGACAAAAAGCUCCUCCAGUGUCUGCUGAUGGAUCUACGGCUGUAGCAGCAAAUCAUUCAGAUCAUCUUCUAAGUAUAAAGGCUCCAACUCUAGCUCCACUCGGAGGACAAAAAGCUCCUCCAGCGUCUAUUGAGAGAUCUACUGCUCCAUCUCGAGAUCCAAAGGAGGACCCUCUAGGUAUAAAGGCUCCAACUCUAGCUCCUCUCGGAGGACAAAAAGCUCCUCCAGUGUCUGCUGAUGGAUCUACGGCUGUAGCAGCAAAUCAUUCAGAUCAUCUUCUAAGUAUAAAGGCUCCAACUUUAGCUCCACUCGGAGGACAAAAAGCUCCUCCAGUGUCUGCUGAUGGAUCUAUGGCUGUAGCAGCAAAUCCUUCAUAUCAUCUUCUAGGUAUAAAGGCUCCAACUCUAGCUCCUCUCGGAGGACAAAAAGCUCCUCCAGUGUCUGCUGAUGGAUCUACAGCUGUAGCAGCAAAUCCUUCAUAUCAUCUUCUAAGUAUAAAGGCUCCAACUCUAGCUCCACUCGGAGGACAAAAAGCUCCUCCAGUGUCUGCUGAUGGAUCUACGGCUGUAGCAGCAAAUCAUUCAGAUCAUCUUCUAAGUAUAAAGGCUCCAACUCUAGCUCCACUCGGAGGACAAAAAGCUCCUCCAGUGUCUAUUGAGAGAUCUAUUGCUCCAUCUCGAGAUCCAAAGGAGGACCCUCUAGGUAUAAAAACUCCAACUGGAUCUCCACCCGGUGGACAAAAAGCUCCUCCAAUGUCUGCUGAGGGAUAG
Oryzias melastigma (Indian medaka) is the source of this 2865-nucleotide messenger RNA. RefSeq names its product butyrophilin subfamily 2 member A2-like. The coding region runs from base 265 to 2865 and encodes 866 amino acids. The record is from RefSeq and is a predicted model, not a curated record. The transcript is spliced from 10 exons. NCBI's taxonomy places the organism in Eukaryota, Metazoa, Chordata, Actinopteri, Beloniformes, Adrianichthyidae. Gene Ontology annotation, molecular function: protein binding.